This is a messenger RNA of Hypomesus transpacificus, 4486 nucleotides long. RefSeq names its product WD repeat domain 19 (gene wdr19). Gene Ontology annotation, molecular function: protein binding. The transcript has 37 exons. NCBI's taxonomy places the organism in Eukaryota, Metazoa, Chordata, Actinopteri, Osmeriformes, Osmeridae. Gene Ontology annotation, cellular component: intraciliary transport particle A; cilium. Gene Ontology annotation, biological process: intraciliary retrograde transport; cilium assembly. The record is from RefSeq and is a predicted model, not a curated record. Bases 99 to 4133 code for a protein of 1344 amino acids.
AAUGCGGACGCUGUAGAGUGAAGCAUUCUGGGACAUGUACACAACUGUAGCGGAUAUGCUUGAGUGAAAAACAUAAAUCUGGCUGAUAAAAUAAAAAAAUGAAGCGUGUCUUUACCCUAGCAGACAGAAGUUGGCACGGAUCUACCCUGCAAUACAAAUGGCAAAAAACGUUGGGGAACUACAUUGCUGUGUCUGGCCCUGACAGCUCAGUGAAGAUCUAUGAUCGACAUGGGCAGAAGAAGAAUGAACUUACCCUCCCAGGGCGCUGCAUAGCCAUGGACUGGGACAAAGAUGGAGACACCCUGGCUGUCAUUGCUGAAAAGUCAAGCUCCAUCCACCUGUGGGAUGCCAAUGUCAACAAGUCCUCCCAGAUAGACAGUGGCAUGAGAGACCAGAUGUCCUUCAUCCUGUGGUCGAAGACGAGCCCCCUGUUAGCUGUUGGAACAGCCAAAGGAAACCUGCUCAUCUACAACCAACUGACGUCACGCAAGAUCCCUGUACUGGGUAAGCACACCAAGAGGAUAACCUGUGGGUGCUGGAGUUCUCAGAACCUGCUUGCUCUGGGCAGCGAAGACCGCACCAUCACCAUUAGCAACCACGAAGGAGAUACAGUCAGACAGAUGUCUGUGCGAGCUGACCCUGCGGAUAUCCAGUUCUCUGUGAUGAAAACGGAUGAGAGGUCGUCCCCAGGGGAAAGCACUGUGAGUGUUGCCGUGGGGAAGAAGACCCUGUUCCUGUACAACCUGAACGACCCAGAUAACCCCAUCGAGCUGGCCUUCCAGCCACGCUACGGACACAUCAUAUCCUACCGCUGGUAUGGAGAUGGCUACAUUAUGAUUGGCUUCUCCCAGGGCUACUUCGUGGUGAUUUCCACCCACAUCAAGGAGAUCGGCCAGGAGCUGUUCCAGGCCCACAACCACAAGGACAGCCUGACUAGCGUGGCCAUCUCCCCCACACUCAACAAGGCUGCUUCCUGUGGAGACAACAGCAUCAAAAUCCACGACCUGUCUGAGCUGAAAGAGAUGCACGCCAUUGUUAACCUGGACGAUGAGACCAAAGGUCUUGACCAGCUGAGCUGGACAGAUGAUGGGCAGCUGCUGGCUGUGUCCACCCAGAGGGGCACCCUGCAUGUGUUCCUGACACGCCUGCCCAUUUUGGGGGCCAGCUGGGGCACACACCUGGCCUACCUCACCUCCCUGCUGGAGGUCACAGUCUCCAACCAGUUGGAGGGGGAAUCACCUGUUGUCAUAGCAGUGGAGGUGGAGCCCAGCUUCAUCGCCGUGGGCCCAGACCACCUCGCUGUUGGGAUGAACAACCGAGCCUGGUUCUACAGCCUGGGAGACAGAGGUGUACAGAAGAUGAAAGAUGUAGAGUACCUGGGGACGAUAGGUAGCAUGUGUCUCAACUCUGACUACGCUGCUGCUCUUCUGGAUGGCAAAGUGCAGGUGCACAUGAUUGAGGGGGAGGAGCAGGAGGAGCAGAGACAGACUAGGCUGUUUCCUGACAAAGACAUCCCAGGUCGCAUCCUCAGCCACGCCCUCACCAAUGACUUCCUCUUCUACAGCACUGAUCAGGCAGGGAUGGUGGUGUGUGUGCUGCUGGAGGGCUGGCAGGUGGUCAGCAGGUUCUCUCUCAGCGUGGCUGUGAGGAGGGUGUUCCCAGACCCCAACGGCACCCGACUCGUCGUCAUCGACGACAAGAGUGACGGCUUCCUGCUCUGUCCCACCAGUCAGGAGGACCUGCAGGAUAUUGCUGGUUUCCCCCCCAGCAUCACUGGGCUCCUCUGGGAGAACUGGCCCGCCGACAGAGGAGUUUUUGUUGCCUAUGACGACGACAAAGCCUACACAUAUGCUUUCCACAAGAACACCAUCUACGGUCCCCAGGUGGAAUUGGUAGGGAACACCAAGCUGCCCUUCUCCCAGAAGCCCUUGCUGCUGUACAACGGAGAGCUGGUGUGUCAGACUCAGAGUGGGCAGACCAGCACCGUGGCUCUGAGCACACACACCUUCCUCACACACACACACACACACACCGUGGAGGAGCUGCGCAAACAGCUUACACAGGCACUCCAGCUUAAGAGGUUCCCUGAGGCAUGGGAGCUGUGCAGGGCGCUGGGCUCUGUGGAGGGCUGGGGGGAUAUGGGCCGCGCCUGUCUAGUCCACAUGGAGCUGCAGCUUGCUGGAAGAGUUUACCGCAUGAGCUCCAACAUUGGCAUGGUGAUGUCCCUGGAGGACAUCCAGGGGAUAGAAGACAAGAAUCUACUGGCGGGUCAUCUGGCCAUGUUCCUGAAUGAAUACAAUAGAGCCCAGGACCUUUACCUGUCCUCCUCCUGCCCUAUCGCUGCCCUGGAGAUGAGGAGAGACCUGCAGCACUGGGACAGCGCUCUGAUGCUGGCCAGGAGACUGGCUCAGGACCAGAUCCCCUUCAUUUCUAAGGAGUACGCAGUCCAGCUGGAGUUCAUAGGGGAGUAUGUGAGCGCGCUGGCCCACUAUGAGAAAGGCUUGACCCUCAACACACAGUUCCAGGAGCACGAUGAGGCGUGCGAGGGGGGCGUGGCCAGGAUGUCCAUUCGUAUGGGUGACAUCAGGAAAGGGGCGGGGCUAGCCAUCCAGCACCCCAGCAGAACUUUGAAGAAGGACUGUGGAGCCAUCCUGGAGAGCAUGAAGCAGUUUUCUGAGGCAGCACAGCUCUAUGAGAAAGGCCUGUACUAUGACAAGGCAGCGUCUGUCUACAUCCGCUGCAAGAACUGGGCGAAGGUAGGAGAGCUGCUUCCUCAGGUCUCGUCUCCCAAGAUCCACCUCCAGUAUGCUAAGGCCAAGGAGGUGGACGGCAGGUACCAGGAGGCAGCACAGGCUUAUGAAAGUGCCAGGGACUGGGACAACCUGAUCCGGGUGCUUCUGGAACACCUCAACAGCCCUGAGGAUGCCGUGCGCAUUGUCAGGGAAACACAGAGCAUCGAUGGAGCCAAGAUGGUUGCCAGGUUUUUCCUGCGUUUGAAUGACUAUGGCUCAGCCAUCCAGUUCUUGGUCCUGUCUCACUGCAACGACGAGGCCUUCCAGCUCGCACAGCAGCACAGGCAGAUGGAGCUGUAUGCUGACAUCAUAGGCUCAGAGGCGACCCAGGAGGACUACCAAAGCAUUGCUCUGUACUUUGAGGCGGAGAAGACACACCUGCAGGCUGGCAGGUUCUUCCAGAAGUGUGGCCAGUACAGCCGAGCCCUAAAGCAUUUUCUCAAGUGUCCCAAUUCUGAUGAUAACCUGGCCAUAGAGAUGGCUAUUGAGACUGUGGGGCAGGCUAAAGAGGACUCCUUGACGAACCAGCUGAUAGACUACCUCAUGGGAGAGAGUGAUGGCAUGCCAAAGGAUGCCAAGUACCUGUUCCGCCUUUACAUGGCCCUGCAGCAGUACAGGGAGGCGGCCCGCACUGCUAUCAUCAUCGCCCGCGAGGAGCAGUCUGCAGGGAACUACCGCCAUGCCCAUGACGUGCUGUUUAGCAUGUACACAGAGCUGAAGACUCAGGAGAUCAAGAUCCCAGCUGAGAUGAACACCAACCUGAUGAUACUGCACUCCUACAUACUUGUCAAGGUCCAUGUGAAGAGAGGAGACCACCUUAAGGGGGCUCGCAUGCUCAUCAGAGUCUCUAACAACAUCAGCAAGUUCCCCUCUCACAUCGUGCCCAUCCUGACGUCGGCAGUGAUCGAGUGUCACCGUGCCGGUCUGAGAAACUCUGCCUUCAGCUUUGCUGCCAUGCUGAUGAGACCAGAGUACCGCAACAAGAUCGACCCCAAGUACAGAAAGAAGAUAGAGGCCAUGGUUCGUCGUCCAGAUACCUCAGAGGUGGAUGAGGAGAACACUCCGUGCCCCUCUUGUGGCUUCCAGCUGCCCCAGAAUGAGUUGCUGUGUAUCUCCUGCAAGAACAACCUGCCCUACUGCAUAGCUACAGGGCGUCACAUGAUCAAGGAAGACUGGUCAGUGUGUCCUCACUGUGAGUUUCCUGCUCUCUACUCCCAGUUCAUCUUGCUGUUGGAAACAGAGACUGUGUGUCCGAUGUGUUCUGAGAGUUUGAGUGUGAAUCAGGUGAAGAAAAUCUCAGACUGCUCCAACUACCUGCAACCUGACCAGGUGGAGAACUGAUACAGGCUACCUUGAUGUGCCGGCUGCCGUUGGUGUUUGGAUAAUCAACCUCAUCCACAAUCACCUUUUAUAAACCCUAACCAUUUCAAAACUGUAACCCUUUAUAAACCCCAAACCUAUAUAAACUGUGUUGAUUCUGAUUUCCUUUGUUUUUUCAGGCUGUCGAGGCCCAUUUAUACCCAGUUACCUAAAACAUUAAGGUAUUACUGUACAUAAAAAUAAAUCCAUAACUGCUUGUUACAUUCUGCUAGAAAUAUGUUAAAUACUGUCACUAUUUUAUCAAAUUAAAAUGCUUAAUUUUAAUCCUCAAAUGAAUAUUUUUCUUCAUAAAAUAAACAAUGUGUAAAACAACG